Messenger RNA from Megachile rotundata (alfalfa leafcutting bee), 1421 nucleotides. RefSeq names its product mitochondrial ribosomal protein L37 (gene mRpL37). Gene Ontology annotation, cellular component: mitochondrion; ribosome. Gene Ontology annotation, biological process: translation. Gene Ontology annotation, molecular function: structural constituent of ribosome. NCBI's taxonomy places the organism in Eukaryota, Metazoa, Arthropoda, Insecta, Hymenoptera, Megachilidae. The record is from RefSeq and is a predicted model, not a curated record.
CCUCUAAGAGGUAGGUUUGCUUGUCUAGUGCCGCCUCUUGUUAUAUCUACUCUUUGGUUAAGUUUUAGUAAACAAAACUUUAAGAUCAUUAUUUAUUAACUUUAGCAUUACACGUUGUACAUAAAAUUACUAAUUAUUGAAAGCAUAAUUGAUGUAUAAAUUACAAUGAAGUUUACGCAGGUAUUAUAUAAAAUCCAUAUAGGUAAAGCGGUAAGGUAUCUUUGGCAACAUCAGCGAGAAAGACGUGUAAUGCCAACUAAAGCAGAAAGUAUAUUGACACGUAUGGGCCUUCAAGUAAAAGAUGCCAAAGAUAUUGUAGCAGAACCAAAAUGUUAUCCAAUAUUUGAGUUUGAAGAAGGUACAGAUUUAAAUACAGUUAACACUACUCAGACUGACUUGGGGGAUCAAAGUUGUUUAACAUAUGAAGAUCAUAAUGUUUUACAAGCAGGUGUACCACAAGCAUGCUUACUAACAAAUACAGUACAACUUGAUAAUAAAUUACCAGAAAAAAUAGAAGAAUUAUUUACCGACAUUCCGGAUGACGUAAAUAAGUUAUUAAGAAGAAUUGUUUAUACAUCUACUAUAUAUGAUCCUCAACAAGUAAAAUUACCAAUAGUAAAAGAUCCUGAAAGGCCUGCUUGGGUAUUUCCUCGAACAUAUGGUAUAACUAGUACAAGGAAAAUGCAUAAUUUGACAAAGAGGUUUUUACAGCUUUGUGAAAUGUUGAGUGGACUAAAUAUUGCACAACAUAGAGCAGUGGUACAUGAUGGAAUUUGCUGUGUGGGCAUAGAUAAAGAAGAUGACUUUAUACAGUUUUCUUUAAAAAUGGAUAUGAUGAUGACAUCUACGAGAUCUUUAUCACCAAUAAUGAAUGUAAAUACUAAUAAUGAAUUUGACAUGCCAAAUAUUUAUCCAUUACACCACUGCAUAAGCUUAACCAAAGCAAAUGUUCGCAAAUCCGAUAUGUACCCAAUCAACAUGAAAACUCCAAUAGUUAAUGAUAUACAUACAAUUUUUAUAAACUAUGAUCCAGAAGAAGUUAAAAAUUUAACUGAAUUACCAGUUACUGAAAACCAAAUUUAUGCACGCUCAAUGAUGAAAUCAUUUACUGCAGCAGCAGGUUGUGCGCGGCAAAAGUUUGGAGAAAACGUGAAAGAAUUGCCAGAACCUGUUGUUGUACAAUGUAUUCAAUCAGAUGGACAAAAUUUUCAAUUUUCUGUGUACCAACUUAAUACUUUAGAUAUGGAUAGUAAAAAUAUCAGAAAUUAUUGGUGGGCAGAACCAUUCAUAAAAUUAUAUGAAUCAGCUCAAUAUGACGAAGGAAAACCGUGUGUACAAGAAUAUAACAAGGAGGUUUUUAAAAGAUUUCUUGCAUUUUAUAGAAAUCAGUAAUUGAACAAUAAAUAUAUGAUAACAACAGA